Molecule: messenger RNA, 1405 nt
Organism: Hemicordylus capensis (graceful crag lizard)
Lineage: Eukaryota; Metazoa; Chordata; Lepidosauria; Squamata; Cordylidae
Product: cell death activator CIDE-3-like
Exons: 6
Coding region: 132-851 (239 amino acids)
Biological process (GO): regulation of apoptotic process; apoptotic process
Source: RefSeq, a predicted model, not a curated record
AGUCAAUGAGAGGCGGGGUUUGUGCUCAGCAUAUAAAUGGAGUAAGGCAAGCAGGAUAAAAUUUGUAGAGGGGGAGUUUUUGUCCAGUGGCAAUUUUUCUGGUUUGGUUGGGAAACAGACGGCUUCCAAGGAUGGAUUACGCCACGAAGUCCUGGGGCUUCCUCUCCCCACGAUCUCUGUCCAGGUGCGUCUCGGCUGGGGCUGCCUCCGUGACUCAGCAGCUGCUGGCCCCACCGGCCUCUCUGGCCCGGCCUUACCGGGUCAGCAACUGGGACCAUACUCUGCGCAAAGGGAUCGUGGCCGAGAGCUUGAGGGAUCUGCUUGAGAAGGUUUGCAGUGCCUUGCCAGUGGUGGGCCCCUUCAGCCUUGUCCUGGAUGAGGAUGGCACCACCGUGGAGACGGAAGAGUUCUUCCAGACGCUUCAGGAGAACACCGUCUUCCUCGUACUGGCCAAAGGGCAGUCCUGGCAACCUGUCAAGACGGCGGGCUACCAGCUCGCCCUCUCCCAGAAACCUCGCCGAAGGCACGACGUGGCCUGCGUGACCCUUGACCUCUACAAGACCAACCCUGAGGACUUCAUUGGCUGCCUGAACUUCAAAGCCACCCUCUACGGCAGCUACAGCAUCUCCUACGAUAUGCGCUGCUAUGGCGCCAGGCGGAUCGUGAAAGAGGCCCUGCGCUGGACGCUCCUGACCAUGCAAGCGACAGGCCAUGUCCUCCUGGGUUCUUCUGGCUACGUGCAGCAGCUGCUGGAUGCCACCGAGGAAGAGGAGGAGAAGAGAGAAGGCGGAGAGUCCCGCCUGGUCCUCCGCGGCCUCCAGGCCCUUCCUGUUGGGAAGUUGCUCCAAUGAGCUUCUGGUUGUUGGGUCUCCUGCAGACGGCACAGGGGCGCUUCCACGCUCCUUUCUAUAUCCUAGACACGGACUUUGACACGUAAUGGUUGACUUUAGUAGCGCCCACUUCCGGGACAUGCAGAACUCUGCCUCCUCACACACCAGCAGCACUCUGCUGAUGUCUGUCUUCCUGCCCUCAGGCUGGCCACUUGCUAUCGCUUGCACAGCACUUAAUGCACACACAUGGUAUCGGGGCCCCAAAGAUGUCAGAGCUGAUGGCUUUGCAGCAGAGGCUGUCGGGAGGGCCUGGGGGCUGGAAUCCUUGGGUCCACUUGCCCAGUUCCACAGGGAGAGAGCUAGGGGUCUGGAUCCCCGACAUGCACCCUAGGCAGGAAGCAGCCAUGGUGACUUACACUGAGCCCCCCCCCUUUCCUGCACCCCUUCCUGGCCUUGUCUGCAUCUGUCUCCUGUUGCUGCUUGCUGGUGCACAAGCCUAUAGGACGGCUGUAAAGUCUAAUUUUACACAAUGUUGUCAUGCUAACUUAUGCUAUUAAAGCUGAUCGCGGUUUUUA